This is a messenger RNA of Phanerochaete carnosa HHB-10118-sp, 237 nucleotides long. RefSeq lists its product as uncharacterized. The record is from RefSeq and is a predicted model, not a curated record. Lineage: Eukaryota; Fungi; Basidiomycota; Agaricomycetes; Polyporales; Phanerochaetaceae. The annotation marks the transcript as partial. The transcript has a single exon.
AAGAACAGCAGGAAGCUCUUCGACAACAAGUGCCAGUCACUACUUGAAGUUGCCAAGACUGACACAUACACCAGUGGCAAAGCCUUCAGCACGCAGCUGACAAGUGAAGAGAAACAUGCCAAGACAUUCUCUGAUGGAAUGUGGGGCUCAGUUACCAGGCUGCAUUUGGUCCAUACUCUCAAGCUUGCACAGCACUCCUGGCAUGAGAUAGCCACCAAGGCAAUCUCUUUAUCAUGA